AUGAAAAUUUAUUUUAUAAUAGCCGUACUUUCCAUAUUCAUCAAUGCCAAAGAAACUAACGAUGAAGUCAGAAGUUGUAUAAUGUAGUCAUUGUCUUCAACUCUAAAAUGUAAAAAUCAAUAUACAAAAUGCUUUGAUGACAUUGAUUGCAAUAAUUAAUUUGAUGAUCUUUUUAGAAAUUGCAUUAUUCAAGGGGGAAGUUCUAUUUAUGAAAGUCAUUGCGUUAAUAUGGGUUUUAUUUAAAUUAGUAAUGCCUUAUUGUCAGGUAUUUUAAAUGGUAUUAUAUUAUAUUAGAUUUGUUUGAUUGUUUAGUAAGAUAAUGCAAUAUUAUGUAAGGGAAACUAAAUCAUAUAAAAGCGUAAUCUAACAUUUCUGAGUGUUUUUCAGAGGCCCUUUUAGAUUCUUCAAAAUGUUGGACUUAAUCAAAAGAUUGCAAAUAAUCUUGUGAGGAAUAAUUGAACUAUAUUUCUGAUUGUGAAAAUCAUAUAAGCAAGAAUGAUGCUGGUAACACCAGGAAAUGUUUGGAUUCAAAAUCCUUCACUGAUACUAAGGCAAAGGAAAUAAAAUAAUGCCUUAUGCUUUCAUGUUUGUGA
This is a messenger RNA of Paramecium sonneborni, 593 nucleotides long. NCBI's taxonomy places the organism in Eukaryota, Ciliophora, Oligohymenophorea, Peniculida, Parameciidae. The record is from the annotation of a GenBank genome assembly.